AUGCGUUGCAACAUCAAACGGAUAUUCACGCUCGCCUUUGUCGCCUUUGGCGCAACACUCGUCCUUCUGUCAUUACCUCGUGACAACUUUGGACGAGAAUGGGAUGAGGCUCCUCGAUCCAUUGAGCUGCUACAAUAUGGAGGAAAGUCGCCAGCCGAGAAUGCACAACGCUCGGCUCGAGUUGGACCCCAAAUGUCAUUCCAAAAGCAACCAAAUCCUCCUAGUUUACUUCGAAAAGAUACUGGUGAAGAUCCAUUUGUCUUAUUUGCAGACUUUCCGUCGCAUGUCAAUCGGGUGCUGUUAAACAAACUCUAUAGAUUCAUCAAAGGCAGGGAUCUUGAAGCAUUAUCGGCUAAAGAAUGCCAUCAAAAUAUCACUUUGGCCAAAUACUGGUUAAAAACGAAGCAAAAAUCUGUUCCAACUCGUGAUUCAUGGGAAAAAUUCUAUGCAGAUAUUGGUAGCUGUAGUGUAUACAGUAAUGAUCGACUAGUUGAUGAUUUACUUACGGACCUGAAUCAAGCUGUAAUUAAGGCUGUACAUAUCAUGGACGGCGGAACACAGGCAAAACUGGUGUUCACAUUCGAAAAUGAUAAACAAGCCGUUUUUAAGCCAAUGAGAUUCGGUCGCGAUUAUGAAUCAGAUCCGAAUCAUUUCUACUUCAGUGACUUCGAACGGCAUAACGCUGAAAUCGCCACUUUUCAUUUGGACAGGUUCCUCGGCUUCCGUCGUGCUGUUCCCACAGUGGGGCGAAUCGUUAACAUGACAUCGGAACUGUUCGAUAAGGCUGAGAAGAAGCUGAAGAAGACGUUUUUCAUCUCACCUGCCAAAAAUCAUUGUUUUGUAUCCCGAUGUGAUUACUACUGUGAUACAACACAUGCGAUUUGUGGUUUGCCUGAUCUGAAGGAGGGCUCGGUACAAGUGUUUCUACCCGACGAAGGGGUUGUGCCCCGUCGUCACAAUCGAAGCCCCUAUCGAAGGUUCAAAGAAUGGAACUCUUCGUUUUCUCUUGAGUUCAAUACAAAAUUUUCACUUUUGUUUUCUUUGUAUUUCCAAAUCGUGCGGGUUUCAGGAAAUCAGGAUCGUCAUCAUUACGAGUCUUUCGCCGUUUUUGAGAAUCUACCAUCAUACGCAAUUCACUUGGACAACGGACGAGCUUUUGGUCGAACGGACAUCGAUGACGACGAUAUUAUAUUGCCGUUACGGCAAUGCUGUGUUAUUCGGCCGUCAACACUUAGCACGUUGUUACAGUUCUACGCUGAACCGCAAUCACUGACGAAGACCCUUCAUGCGUCAUUGUCAAAGGAUCCGGUUGCACCAAUUCUUGCUUACAAGCAUUAUGUUGCCAUAGAGAGAAGAUUAGACAAAUUGAUGUCCUUCUUACUGGAGUGCUUCAAGCAGAAACCUUUCGAACGAGUGGUGCUCACCGAAUUUCAUAACAAAAACGUGGCCGAGGGGAAUGUCGAAGAAGAGGAGAAAAGCGAAGAAGACACAGGUGAUCGGAAAGACGAAAAACGAACGCAAUAA
Molecule: messenger RNA, 1524 nt
Organism: Haemonchus placei
Lineage: Eukaryota; Metazoa; Nematoda; Chromadorea; Rhabditida; Trichostrongylidae
Source: the annotation of a GenBank genome assembly